Limulus polyphemus (Atlantic horseshoe crab) is the source of this 1839-nucleotide messenger RNA. Its product is annotated as DNA replication factor Cdt1-like. Gene Ontology annotation, biological process: DNA replication checkpoint signaling; DNA replication preinitiation complex assembly; mitotic cell cycle. Gene Ontology annotation, cellular component: nucleus. Gene Ontology annotation, molecular function: DNA binding; DNA polymerase binding. The transcript has 5 exons. The record is from RefSeq and is a predicted model, not a curated record. The annotation marks the transcript as partial. Lineage: Eukaryota; Metazoa; Arthropoda; Merostomata; Xiphosura; Limulidae.
CACCAUGAGAUAUUUUUAUCAGAACUUGAUCCACCAAUGAAAGUUCCCAGGGACAAGCUGACACGCUGGCAUCCCAGCUUCCAAUUAGACCAAGUACCAGACAUUCUGCCCACACCAUUGCCUGCCCCUCCUGACGAAACAAAGUACAGAACUGCUCAGGAUGUGUUGGACCACAUUCGAGGAAAGGCUGGACAGAGGGUUGAACAGGCAUUGGACGAAAUAGCUUCCAAAGCUCGGAUUUCUAACACUGAAGAGUCAAAUAUUCCAAGUUCAAGUCAAGCUAAAACUGUUACAACAGGAGCACUGAAGGGAGUGUCACAGGCACUCUUAGCAAAGUGUAUUUUUGAGUUUUUUUCUCAGCUAUUAAAUUAUAGGUUUUUUAUUGCUGAAAGAAAAGCUGCUGUCUCAUGGGAUGUUGUUGUUCAGAAGUUGUUGGAAAGUUACCAUACAUCUAUUUCACUGAAUGAUGUAGAAGACCACGUUCGGUUGAUGUCAGAACUCCUUCCUGAUUGGUUAUUUGUGGUUCAGGUUCGCAGAGGUACCUUCUUAAAGAUUGAUAAAAACAAAGACCUUACAGUUCUUUCAGAAAGAAUAGAAAACUUGAUGAAACAGGAGAAAUAGCUUUUUGGACUCGUGUGUUACAAUGAUGUAAUGUGUAUUAUUAUUUGAAGUGCCUUUUUCAGCACAUAUGAAAAUAUCUUAAGUUGGAUCUUGUACUAGUAUAGUAAGUUCUGGAAUUAUUAAUGAGUACAUGCUUUUUUACAUUGACCAUCUGAAGUGACACAUUUUAUUAGAAAAAUACUUUUUUUAAUAUUGAAUUUAUAGCAAAAUAAUUUUUUUUUGUUUUUAAAAUUUUUUUAGACAUUUUAUUUAAAUACAUUUAUUCCUUUCAGACAAAUUUCUGUAUUUAUGUUAUUUUAGUAGAGUGAAAAUUGUAAAGUUAAUCACAACACGCUAUUAGCAGCCUAACUUUAAUACUUUGUUAUAUGUGUUUCUGGUCGUGCUUUGUGAGAAAUAUUUCAUUUUUUACCCAGAUAAAUAGGUUAAAUGUAAAUAAGCAUUGAACCAUUUUUAAAAUUUUGUAAUGUAUUAUUAAAAUAUGAAGUUUUAUUCUUAACUUUAGAGAUUUUAAUUACUUAAUUAAAUAUGAUACAAUUUAAAAUUGGAACACUUAUCAAUAUAACGAUAUGAUGUUAAAUAUAGAACAAUUUUAAAAGUUAGUUUGAAUAAUACAUUUAAUACUAUUACCUCAAAAAAUAAAAAGCUUUUUCAUUAUGAACCCAGUUUUAUGUAUGUUAAUCUCUGAAGGCAUAGUUGUUUUUAGAAAUAGCUUUCAAAACUUAUCUUUUGUGUGUAUGCAUUAAACAGGUAAUAGUAAACUAAACUGGUUGAGUUAUGAGAAAGUAAAAGUAAAUCUAGUAACUAAGGGUUACUAAUUAUGGUAAAAUGCUACAGGAAUUAGCUAGACUGUUUAUUGUCCUUAAAUAAUGAUAUUUAAUAUGUCAUUAAAGUGUACAUUUGCCACCACAAUGAUAUUAACCCAUAGAUGAAUCCCACAUUUUAAACAUCUGAAUAGAACUGUUUUCAGAAUUUUGAAAAUGUUUCAUCAUGAUGUUAAUAACAAUGUAUGUAAUGAUACUUUCUUGGAAACAUUUAAGAGACUAAAUGAAUUAAUCAACUAGAAUCAAGAUUUACUCUGAUAUUAACACAUAAGAUUAUUAGUCUUAUUAUAACAUGCAAAACAAGUUAGAUGAUUUUUUUUGAAGUAUGAAUGUCAACUAUAUUAUAUUUGUACUGGAAUUCUUAUUAUCAGUAUUGGAACUUAAUAAAGGUGUCACU